Zerene cesonia (dogface butterfly) is the source of this 1014-nucleotide messenger RNA. RefSeq names its product probable DNA-directed RNA polymerase III subunit RPC6 (gene Polr3F). The coding region runs from base 99 to 995 and encodes 298 amino acids. Gene Ontology annotation, cellular component: RNA polymerase III complex. The transcript has 5 exons. NCBI's taxonomy places the organism in Eukaryota, Metazoa, Arthropoda, Insecta, Lepidoptera, Pieridae. Gene Ontology annotation, biological process: transcription by RNA polymerase III. The record is from RefSeq and is a predicted model, not a curated record.
AUAGUGACAAAUGUCACUGAACUCGGAACUGUUGAACCACAUCUGAAUUCUUUACACAGGUUUUAAUUAAUUAAUUAAAGUAUUUUAUUAAUUACAAAAUGACUGAUGUAAAAUCCGAUCAUGUGAUAGUUGAAAAAAUUGUAAAUGCUGCGAAAGAGAAACCUAAAGGAUUGACAUUAACCGAUAUGGCUGCUGAAGUUCCCGAAUUAUCACCAGCAGAACUUGUUGAGGUCAUUAAUAAACUUCUACAACAAGGUCUAAUUGAACUGUAUAAACAAGGUGCAUCAUUAAUAUAUAAGUUAAAAAAUCAAUCUGCAAAACAAGUUAUAAAAGGUGCAGAUAAUGAAGAAAAGGUAGUAUAUAAUCUUAUAGAAGAAGCAGCUAAUAAGGGAAUAUGGAUUCGAGACAUAAGAAACCGAUCAAACUUAACCAUGACACAACUUCCAAAGAUUUUAAAGAAUUUGGAGAGUAAGAAACUCAUAAAAGCUGUUAAAUCUGUUAAUGCUUCAAAAAAGAAAGUUUAUAUGCUAUACAAUUUGGAGCCUGAUAGAUCUGUGUCUGGAGGAGCUUGGUAUCAGGACCAGGACUUUGAAUCUGAAUUUGUUGAUAUACUCAAUAGGCAAUGUUUAAGGUUUCUUCAACAAAGAGCAGAUAAAAUUAAAAAUAAUCCUCGAGGACCAAUAGUUGGCCGAACACAAUCCUAUGCAACAGCAGCUGAAGUACAUAAAUAUAUAACUGACUUAGGUAUAAGUAAAGUUAAAUUGGAGGUUGAAGAUGUGAUAACAAUUUUAAACACGCUAGUGUUUGAUGGCAAAGCAGAAAGUAGUGUAUAUCCUGAUGGUAGUAAAGUUUAUAGGGCCAUUGAAUCCCUUCUGCCUCCACCAGGCCUGGUGCAAGUACCCUGUGGCAUAUGCCCUUUAAUACACAGGUGUUCAUCCACUGGACUCAUAACACCACAAGAGUGCAAAUAUAUGAGUGAAUGGCUUGAACAGUAAACAUUUAUGUAUCAAGCAA